Messenger RNA from Parastagonospora nodorum SN15, 207 nucleotides. RefSeq lists its product as hypothetical. NCBI's taxonomy places the organism in Eukaryota, Fungi, Ascomycota, Dothideomycetes, Pleosporales, Phaeosphaeriaceae. The record is from RefSeq and is a predicted model, not a curated record. The transcript has 2 exons. The coding region runs from base 1 to 207 and encodes 68 amino acids.
AUGACUUCGCAAGGGAGACAGGCUUACUGUAAAGUGAAGGGUCAAAGUCAGAGUAACAAGCAUUUGGUGGAGAUCGUUGCUUUAUACUUUUCCUGGGUGUUCCCCAACUGCUCUUUGAACAUCGAAUACCCUUUCUCUGUUCCCAAUCGUAUCUGGAUCGUGCCCUCGCACCCCAGCUUCACAAGCAGCAACGAGAUACGACAGUAA